Molecule: messenger RNA, 5232 nt
Organism: Toxoplasma gondii ME49
Lineage: Eukaryota; Apicomplexa; Conoidasida; Eucoccidiorida; Sarcocystidae
Product: DNA topoisomerase I, putative
Exons: 16
Coding region: 869-3541 (890 amino acids)
Biological process (GO): chromosome segregation; DNA topological change; DNA replication
Cellular component (GO): chromosome; nucleolus
Molecular function (GO): DNA topoisomerase type I (single strand cut, ATP-independent) activity; DNA binding
Source: RefSeq, a predicted model, not a curated record
UCUUCCUUUUUGUCGGGUGCGCAUUUUCUCUCUCUCGAUUCGCGAAAAUCGAAUCUCUUUCGCUCUGUUUCCUCGCACAAGGUUCCUCUUGAGGCGACCAGCCCCGUCUCUGCCUUCGUCCUGGGCCGCGUUGCGCAAGCCGUUUGCCUCUCUCGUCUUUUCGUCGUCCUGGUCGCUGAACCGUCGUUGCUCGUUUUUUUCUCCACCGGAACUUCUUGCUUCACGGGGCGCAACUCGAUCUGGCGCUUCUCGUCUCCCUCUUCUGAAGCUUGCCUCUCCUUUCUCGUCCGCGACUCUGUCUCGCGGACGACUUCGGCCUCGUCGCUGCGCGCUUGGACGCACAUGGUGAAAAAAGUUUUUCUUGGGGAAGGAAACACUCGUUCCAUUCGAUCAGCGCAUUUCUUUUCUGCAGAUCCCACAGCUUGCACCCGUUUUCGUCUUUGCCGUCGCGACGCAUUGCGAAGAAAAGGUCGUUUUCUCUCUCUCUCUUGCGCCGCCCCCUUGUCUCUCGUUUUCCCCUCUCCUCCGUCCAGCCGUGCUUUCUCGCGAAAGCGAAAAAACGGCCUUGUCAUUCUCACAAUUCGUUCUUGUCUUCCUCGCGUCUUCUGUCAGAUCGCCGUUCUCGCCGGAACGGGGCGUCGUCUGGGGCCGGCGUCUCCCUUUGCCCGUCCUCCUGCUGCUCUCCACUUUUGUCUGUCACCUCUUCUCGCUCUCUGCGCAUCGCUGUCUCGCCUCCUGCCUCCUCCUCGUCUCCUCGGUCGCCGUCCGCUGUCUCUCGCAUGCGCUUUGCCUCGCAGACGUCUUCUGUCCCUGCGGUCUUCCUUUUCUUUCUCCGUUGCUUCCCCUGGUCGUAUUGCUCGCCCACAAGAUGACUCCUGGAAAGCGCCGCGUGCUGCUGAGUGACGAGUCGUCUGAGGAAGACGCACCUCUCACCCAGAAGGCAAAGCGUUCGCGCAGGUCCUCCGAGGCUUCUUCGCCUUCGCCGCCGUUCGUCGGGGCUGCGACCGCCUCGGGCUCCGCGCAGCCUCCCUCAGGUCUCGCGCUGGCGUCCACCGAGGAGACGGAGACGUCUUCCCCGUCUUCUCCUCUGAACCACGGAGCUGCGAAGCCGGCGCCCGCGUCCUGGUCGACUGCGAGCGCAGUUCCUGCGGCGUCUCCCGCGUCUUCGGACAGUUCGCCAGCGCUGCUGAACGGGAUCGCCGGCGUCGCAGAGGGGCGCGCCGACAGGUCCCUGUCUCCGCGGGGCGCCGCCAACCUGCCGCGUGUGAAGACGGAGACACUUGGGGCUCCAGCUCUGCGCUCGCUCGCGGAGGGCGGCGCGAAGGCGCCCGAGCCAGCAGUGAAGAGCGACGCAGACGGCGUCGAGAGGAAAGUGAAACUCGAAGGUCCUGUGUCGCCUAGCCGAGGCGCAGGAGACGCGGCGAGGGCCGCCACAGGGCCUCGAGGAGUUGUGAGCUCCCCGGCGCGACCUGCAGGCCUCUCGAGCCCAGUUCCGAAGAAGCGUGUGAACAAGUACGUCAAGACGGAGGAGAACUUCGAACCAAUAAAUCGAUGGUGGGAACGAACCGAGGCGGAGAUCGAGCGAGAACAAGAGAAGCAGUGGAGCUACCUCGAACAUAACGGUCUGAUGUUCGCCCCGCCCUACGAACCGCAUGGCAAGCAGAUCACGUACCACGGCAAGCCGGUGUCUCUGCCUCCGGAAGCUGAAGAAGUUGCGAACUACUGGUGUGGAGUUUUGGAGAGCGAUUAUGCAACGAAGCCUCGUUUCGUCGAAAAUUUCUGGAAAGCCUUUUUGAGGAAUUUGCCGAAGGAUCACCCAAUUCUUGUGGAGGAAGGAUUCGCAGAGGCGAAACUGGCGACGGAGUACAAGGAGGGGGAGCGCAUGGUCGGUUUCGCUGCAUGCGAUUUUUCCCCCAUCAAGGAGUACCUGGACAAGCAGAAGGAGCUCAAGAAGGAGAUGUCGAAGGAAGAAAAAGAGAUUCUAAAACAACAAAAACUGCAAGAAGGCGCUCCAUACGCCUACGCCCUUGUCGACUUCAUCCGCGAAAAAGUCGGCAACACUCGCGUGGAACCUCCGGGGCUGUUCAGAGGCCGAGGAGAACAUCCCAAGCAAGGCAUGCUGAAGAGACGCAUCUUCUCGUAUGACGUCAUUCUCAACCUCGCCGAAGACGCGCCGGUGCCGCGCGUCGCUCUUCCCGGCCAUGCCUGGAAAGACGUUUUUCACGACAACUCUGUAACCUGGCUAGCCUUCUAUCGCGACUCCAUCAACGACCAAGUGAAGUACAUGUACCUCGCUGCGCAGUCCAAGUUCAAAGGUCAACAGGAUUUCCUCAAAUACGAAAAGGCUCGGAAACUCAAACUGCAUGUCGACCGAAUUCGCCAGGACUACUUCAAAAAACUGGAAUCGACGAACUCGCUGGACCGGCAGCUGGGCACUGCGACCUACCUCAUCGACGUUCUUGCUCUGAGAGUUGGUGGAGAAAAAGAUACAGACGAAGAAGCCGACACUGUUGGCUGCUGCUCCCUUCGCGUCGAGCAUCUGACAUUCGAUACAGAAAAACAAGAAGUGACGUUCGACUUCCUCGGCAAAGACUCGAUUCGCUACUUCAAUACUGUGAAGGUUCACCCGCAAGUCUUCAAGAACGUCGUUGGGUUCUGCAAAGGCAAGAAACCUGAGGACGACGUUUUCGAUAAAAUAAACAGCGCAGCGCUAAACAACCAUUUGCGGCAAUUCAUGCCCGGCCUGUCGGCAAAGGUAUUCCGUACCUACAACGCCUCGAUUACGUUGCAGAACGAGUUGUUUAAGUUGGAUGAGGCGCUCGCUCUUCGAGCUCAAAAGGCAGGGAAAGGAGUGAAGAAGGCGAAGGAAGAAGUGAAAGCAGAGACCAAGGCAGAGUCGAGUUCCGGCGAGGACGAGCCUCUUGUGGCGCUGAAGGAGGAGUCUCGCGUCAAGGCAGAGAAGGACGAGUCCGACCGGCGGCGCGAAGAGGAACUGAAAAAGAUCUCCUGCGACGUCAGCAACGUUGGAGAACUGGUGCAAUUCUACAACGACGCAAAUCGAGCUGUUGCCAUUCUGUGCAAUCACCAAAGGAGUGUGCCCAAGCAGCAUGCAGCGAGCAUGCAGAAAAUGGAGCAUCAGCAGCUGAUGCUGGACGAGGAUAUUCGCGAGUGCGAAGAGUAUUUGGAGUUUCUCAAGAAACCGCCAUCAAAGAGAAAAGAGCGCUUCACGUUCGUCUCUGAUGUUAAGGACUUCCAAGGGAAUCCGAGGAAAACGAACGUCAGAGACGGCAUGAAAGAGGAUGUCUGUGCGCGUCGUCUUCAAGCACUCCUGAAACGCCGAGCAGAUCACCUCUUGAAAAUUAAGCUGAAAGACGACAACAAAACUGUCGCUUUAGGAACUUCCAAGAUCAAUUACAUGGACCCCCGUAUCACUGUUGCUUUCUGCAAGAAGUACGAGGUGCCGAUCGAGAAAUUGUUCAACAAGAGUUUGAGGCUCAAAUUCCCCUGGGCUAUGUUCGCCAAGUCCACCUUUGAGUUUUAAUGUGUAUCUCCAUCGCUCUUCCUCUUGCUUCGGCUGCAUGUCUCCGCGAGAACAGAAUAGGCGACUUUCCAAAAAGAACGUACUGUUCUGCGUUGAUAAAAGCAAAGGGUGUGCAUGCGAAGCUAGGCGAAGACUCGAAAGUAAAGAACACCAAAGGACCCAAGACGCAAACGGCGCCAGUGUGUGCGCAGGCAUGUGCGCCUUCUUUUGGUGACAUGUGUACAUACAUGUGAGCAUAAACUGUGCAUGUGGGUGGGUAUGAGGUAGACCGGAAUGGAGUUUUGCGAGUUCGUUUCGCGUUGCUGCGUUCUUUUUGAAUUGCCUUUGUGUCACCGUCGUGUGAUUCUCUCACAAUGCGUGAGCCUGUGGAACACGACCGUGGGCAAAGAAGCGUCUGACCAUGGAAGGAGUAAGAGACCUAAAUGUGCGUUUUGGGGUGCUGAAAGCAGCGGGAGACAAGACGCUUCGAGGUGUUUGCUCACAUCUCUUGGUUGUUUUCUUCAUAGACGAUCGGUUCCCUGGAUCCACGUCGCAGGAUUGGGUCGUGUGGUACGGGAGAUGUCGAGUGAGAUGGCGAAAGCGAUGUAGCACAAGUAUGCGCGUUUGUUGCCGGGUGCACGCACACAUGCAAAUAGGCGUCGGUGCGCGUGAGUACAGGCCGCCGUUUGUCUUCGCAGCGAGUUCCCUCUCGGUCACUCUGUCUCUUCACACCAGGACGACAAUGACAUCGGUUUCUGGUAAAAUUUUACUGGGACCUGCCCAUGCGUUUAUUUCAGCGUUGGCAUACGGUACACGUGUGGAGGUAGCGCAUCUGGGAUGGACAGAGGUUUGGGUCUGUAUCUGGACAGAUCCUUUUCUGGUGGGCUCUGGAUGACAAGUUGCGAGGGACGUCGAAAACGUUUCCUCAUCGUUCUUUCGUGAUGGUGAAACGAAACUCAUGGUGCCAAUUGCUUCCCGCAGACCGGUUUGCUCGUCCUAGAGGCGGAGAGGGAACCGCUGGGGAAUCUGGAAGCGGGAAGUGCGACUAAUGCGUCGAAUCUGCAUGCAUGUUUCUGUCUACAAAAUCUAAACGUGAGGACUGAAGUGAGGACAUCAACUGCAGCAAAACAUCCCUCCCAGAAAAGAGUGUAGAUACUAGUAUACGGACACAAAACAUCAAGCGAAGGUACCUUGUGCGUUGAGUGGCUGUUCUCCAUCCGCAGAGAGGAGACAAAUCUGUCUACUUUACGUUUUCUUCUCGCAUGUGGAGGUUUCGAGUGUAAUAUGAGGGGGUCGAGAGGAAUGAAAGAGAACUGGUUACAACUUUUUGUGUUUGUUACGUUUUCCUUCACCUCUGAACAAGAGUCAGGGGAUCUGCCUGCCGCCGCAAUAAAAAGUAAGGAGGCGUUUACGUCGAGGUGAUCAUUGCUUGCCUCCAAAGGAAAUGCGUGUGGAUGGCCUUUUUUAUGCUCCCAAUUUUUCUCUGUGCCUCGGUUUUGAAGAGUACUCACACACACCGAAGCGCUAAAUAUAGGUGAUUUUUUUUGCUAGACUGCGAGCGGCAGACGCUGCACUUUGAUUUUUCUCGUUGAUAUUUGCACUUGCUUAAUUUUCCAAUUGUCUUCGAUCAAUCGCACACGGGUUAUCAUUUUUGUCCUCAAGAGAUUCGAACGCAUUGUGCCCGGGCGGCAGAGGAAAAGAUGCCAUCAGCU